AUGGGUGCAAAGACUGAGACCAUCCUUGGGUCUCUUACCUUGGAGGAAAAGAUCUCACUACUCGCUGGAAAGGACUUUUGGGAAACAGUCCCUAUCCCAGACAAAGGCGUACCGGCUAUCAAGACCAGUGAUGGACCCAAUGGCGCACGAGGCGAAGUCUUCGCCGGAGGAACACGAGCAGCAUGCUUUCCAGCUGCGGUUUGUUCAGCUGCCACAUGGAACCCAGAGUAUGCCCACCGAAUAGGCAAUGCGUUAGCGGAAGAGACGAAGACGAAGAGCGCACGAGUUAUACUCGCGCCGACCAUGUGCAAUCACAGACAUCCUCUCGGUGGCCGCAACUUCGAAAGCUUCUCAGAAGACCCCUACCUGACGGGCAAGAUGGCUGCCAAUGCCGUCAAUGGCAUUCAGGAGAAAGGCAUCGCGGCUACGAUCAAGCACUUUGCGGCCAAUGAGCAGGAGACCGAGCGUCUGUCUGUGGACGAGGUCAUCUCCGAGCGUGUACUAAGGGAGAUCUACCUUAAGCCUUUCGAGAUCACAGUCAAGGAAGCUAACCCGUGGGCUGUCAUGACUGCUUACAACAAGGUCAACGGAACACACGCAGACUCCAACACAUUCCUUCUGAAGCAAGUGUUGCGCGGCGAAUGGGGCUGGGACGGUCUUGUCAUGAGUGACUGGGGAGGCACAAACUCCACAGCUGAUUCUCUGAACGCCGGACUGGACCUCGAGAUGCCCGGUCCCACAAGAUGGCGGACGAAGGAGGCUGUCGUAAAGGCUAUCAAGGAUGGCGAAGUAUCCGAGCAGACAAUCGCUGACCGCGCCCGCGAAGUUUUGAAGCUUAUUGAGAAGGUUGGAGGAUUCGAUAACCCCGAGAUACCUCCUGAGCAGUCGAUCGUCAACCCAGCGCACAGCAAGCUGAUUCGAGACGUUGCGGGUCAGGGUAUCACACUCCUAAAGAAUGACGGCGCGAUCCUCCCUUUGAAGAAAGAGAAGGUCAAGGGCAAGAAGAUCGGACUGUUUGGACUGGCCAAGGAGGCAUUGAUCCAUGGUGGUGGAAGUGCCAGUCUCAAUGCCCACUACCGUAUCACACCCGAGGAAGGCCUUGAGAACACGUACGGCGAUGACGUCGAAUUCAAGUUCGCGAAGGGUGCUCAGACCUACCGGCUACUGCCACCUCUUGCGAAGCACUGCAAAGACGCUGGAGGAAACCACGGCUGGAGAAUGGAACUAUUCAAGGACGGUGACUCGUCCAAACCCUGGAAGACCGUUGAUGCCUUCAAAGAGUCUUCGUUCAGUCCUAUUCUCGAUCACGAAGCAGUUGGUAAGGAAGUCAGGCUUACCACAACCUUCGUCCCAUCUGCAACAGGCAAACACUACCUCGGCUGCUCCGGCAUCGGUCCCACUACUGUCACUAUCAACGACAAGGUAGUGUUCGAGCAGAAAGGAAACUCUCCAGACCCGAUGGGCUUUCUUCUCGGCGGCAACCCAGAGGAAGAGUUCACCGUUCCUUUCAAAGAGGGCGAAACAUACAAGAUCCAGAUCCACACGCUACCACCCACUGGUGGCUCUGAACAGGGCAUUCUAGCCGGUCUUCCUGGGUUCAGGAUGGGCUUCAUGCUGGAAGAGGAGCAUGAUCUCGAUCUGCUCACACAGGCGAAGGAGCUUGCAAAGGAGGUCGACAUUGCUAUCGUGUUCACAGGGCACACUCCAGCUUGGGAGACUGAAGGUCAGGACCAACAGAGCUUCAACCUGCCUCGCAAUGGAUCUCAAGACGCUCUUGUCGAUGCAGUGGCAUCUCUGAACCGCAACACUAUCGUGGUGAACUCGACCGGUGUAGCCGUCGCAAUGCCAUGGUUGGACAAAAUUGCUGCACUUGUCCAAGCUUGGUUCCCCGGUCAAGAAGCCGGUAAUGCAAUUGCUGACAUCAUUUCUGGCGCUGUCAACCCAUCCGGAAGGCUGCCUGUCUCGUUCCCCAAGCGCCUCGAAGAUGCACCUGCUCAUGGCAACUUCCCUGGUGAGAAGAAGGGCGAUCAGCUUACUGUCAAGUACGAGGAGGGUGUCUUUGUCGGAUACCGUCACUACGAUCGUGUGUCUAAGGAGAAAGUUCAGUUCCCCUUCGGCUUCGGCUUGUCGUACACCACUUUCGCCCUCAACAACGGAAAGGUUGAGCAGACGUCUGCAGAGGCCUUUAAGGCUACUGUAUCGGUCAAGAAUACCGGUAGCGUUGCAGGCGCCACCGUCGUCCAACUUUAUGUCGGUAGGAAGCAGCAAUCCCCUGAACACCCCGUCAAGACGCUGGCGGCGUUCAGGAAGGUGCAUCUGGAAGCUGGCGAGGAGAAGAAGGUUGAUCUGUCGCUUACGCUCCGAGACUUUGCGUACUUUGAUGAGGCGUCGAAGUGUUGGAAGGUUGAUCGCGGCCAGUAUGACUUCUCAUUUGGUCAGUCGACUGCGCAGAUUGAGAGUGUGUCUACCGUAAACAUCGAGGGCAGUCGUGAGUUGAAGUUGUAG
Messenger RNA from Macroventuria anomochaeta, 2505 nucleotides. RefSeq names its product glycoside hydrolase family 3 protein. The coding region runs from base 1 to 2505 and encodes 834 amino acids. NCBI's taxonomy places the organism in Eukaryota, Fungi, Ascomycota, Dothideomycetes, Pleosporales, Didymellaceae. The transcript has 3 exons. Gene Ontology annotation, molecular function: beta-glucosidase activity. Gene Ontology annotation, biological process: glucan catabolic process. The record is from RefSeq and is a predicted model, not a curated record.